AUGGCGGCGCUGAGCAAGUCCAUCCCCCACAGCUGCUACGAGAUCGGGCACACCUGGCACCCGCGGUGCUCCUGGGCCGUCCUGCACGUCACGCAGGGGGCGCUGGCCGAGUCCCUCCGCAUCUACGGCACCCUCUACCUGAUUGCAGCUAUUCUCAGGAAACGAAAACUUGACUAUUAUUUGUACAAACUGCUACCUGAGAUCUUGCAAUCAACUUCCUUUCUGACAGCAAAUGGGACCUUGUAUAUUGCUUGCUUUUGCAUUCUAAGGAAGAUACUUGGAAAAUUCUACUUUUGGUCUCCUGGCUUUGGCGCUGCUUUACCUGCUUCUUACAUGGCUAUUCUCAUCGAAAGGAAAAGCAGGAGAGGUCUCCUCACAAUUUACAUGGCCAAUCAAGCCACAGAAACAUUGUUCCGAAUGGCAGUGGCAAGAGGAGCUAUUACACCUUUAAGACAUGGAGAAGUCCUUUUGUUCUGCAUCACAGCUGCUCUGUUCAUGUUCUUUUUCAGGUGCAAAGAUGGCUUGAAAGGAUUUACAUACUCUGCACUAAAGUUCAUUGUAGGGAAAGAAGAAAUCCCCACUCAUUCAUUUUCACCUGAAGCAGCGUUUUCAAAAAUAGAUAGAAAGAUAAAGCAUUGUGAAAAAAUAUCACAGCCAAUGAACAUACUGGCUCUAACAAAAAAGCUCAUGGACAAAGUGUGCAAACAUGGCCCAAGGCAUAGAUGCUGUAAACACUAUGGAGAUAAUUGCAUCUCAUAUUGUAUUAAAGGCUUCAUUAGGAUGUUUAGCAUUGGUUACCUGAUCCAGUGUUGCCUUCGGAUUCCAUCCACCUUCCGGCAUCUGUUUACAGAACCAUCCCGGCUACUUUCCCUCUUCUACAACAAGGAAAAUUUCCAGCUUGGAGCUUUUCUGGGAUCUUUCGUCAGUAUCUACAAAGGUACUAGUUGCUUCCUGCGUUGGGUACGAAACCUAGAUGAUGAGCUUCAUGCACUUGUAGCUGGGUGUCUAGCAGGAAUUUCUAUGAUGUUUUACAAAAGUACUACUAUCUCUAUGUAUCUGGCGUCCAAAUUAGUAGAGACUACAUACUUCAAAGGCAUUGAAGCAGGGAAGGUUCCCUAUUUUCCUCAUGCAGACAGCAUCAUCUAUGCCAUUUCUACAUCGAUAUGCUUUCAGGCCGCUGUCAUGGAAGUUCAGAACCUGAGACCUUCGUACUGGAAAUUUCUUUUACGACUAACGAAGGGCAGGUUUGCUCUCAUGAACAGGAAAGUUUUAGAUGUAUUUGGUACCGAAGCAUCUAAGAACUUCAAGGAUUUCACACCUAAGCUUGACCCAAGAUACACGGUUGUACCACCAGAGCUACCGCUGGAGCUGUCUUGAAAAUAAUAGUAUAUCUUGUCAUUGAAUGUGAUCAGCAUUUUGUCCUGAAAAGUUAAUUAACUUAACAGUCGUAUAUAUGGAGGAGGGCUGGGGCUCCACUUCAGUAUUAUUUCAAUGAGAAAUGCUUUUUACCAAUCAAAAAUACUGAAGCUUUGCAGGAAGGUGUGGCUUAGUGAUUAAGCCCCUUCCGUACACAGAAAAUAUUGCUGGAUUACUGUAGUUGGUUGACAGUAUGGUAGAUUCCUGAAUGAAUUAAACAAAUGAGUAAUAUAUUUAGAGAAGUAAAACGUAAAUAUGCGUAAUAAUUUCAAAAAUUCUGUAGUUCAUACCAGUAGAAUAUUUCUUGGUAAAACUAAAAGUAAUUCUUAAUUUACAAAGGAAGACAACUGGCAUAGUUUAGAUCCAAAAUUUUACCUGAUCUUAAAACUAUUGCAGGCGGGUAAAAAUGUCUCCUUGGCUUUCUAAAUUGUGUCACUGAUUUAUCUCAAAUGAGCCACUGCCCACUCAUUACUGAAAAGUACAGUAUUUUUACAUAGCCAUGGUCGCAAAAUAAGGCAUUCCUUAGGAAAAGAAAAUGUGUAUUAAUUCAGAAAUCACAUUCCAGGGCUGUAGAUCCCACUGACGAUACGGAUAACAGACAAGGAAAAUAAGAAGGCAGUACCAGUGGCUGCUGCGCCGUGAGGAGCAGCGGGGUGUGGUGGUCAGUAUCUGCCAAGUGGAAAAUGACAAAACCGGCAGAGGAAGGAAUGAAACGUUCCAGCCUCUGAGAUGGUGCUGGAAACAGCAGACAGUUACAAAAAUAAAAAAGCCAAGAACAAAACAAAACAAAAAAAACCUCCCCCAAAAUAUACUGAAAUUAAAUGUUUAUUUUUAAAGGGCUUGACAUUGUCACUUUAGAUGGCAUCGGGUUGUUUGUCAAGCUGCAACGCCAGCCAGCAUUUCCAGCGUCCUUUAAAAGAGAACUGACCCCUGAGGUUAGACUGUUACAAGAGAACAGUUUUGGCGAUCGUAUUAAUAGUAUUUUUCCCUUGUACUCGGUGAAGAGUGGUUUGCUGUUGGUCCAUCAGACAGCCACGACUGGGACAGUUAUAUUAAAUUUAAUAUGGUACUCAAUGCAAAUAACUACCUACGCAAAUUCCGUCUCAUUUUUACCCUGCGUAUUUCUGCAGAUAGUAGCGUGUGUUCUAAAGUGAGACCGUGACAUGCUAAUUGCUUUUUUUGUUUUUGGGGGCUUUUUUUUAUUAGAAUCCAUUCAGGUGAUGCUGAAUGGUGUUCGUUACCCUAGAACUUAAUGAAAAGAUGAACUAUAUUCACAUUCAACUGAAAAGAGACGAGGUAAGCCAGGGAAUAGAAAUUGCAGUAGGUUGCAUGUAUUUUAAAAAGAAAAAAAAAGAAGAAAGCAGUUUUUUAUUGGAAGUCUUUGUCAGAUGAUAUGAAUUGGAUUUAUUAAUAGAAUCUUUGUCUUGUAACACUGUAAUCCUACCCCAGCCUUAAGCAUAUUUUAAUUCCCAUUCGUUUAAUUUCUUAUUACCGAAUAUGCAGUAAUUUUUAUCAGAUUUACAGAAAUGUCAUGAAAAUUGUACCAGUCUGUGCACAAAAUCUGCUUCUUCAUCAGCUACUGUAACAGAGAUGCUUUAUCACUGUUACUAAAGGUGCUUCAUCCUUUAAAACAGUGGUUGUCCAAGUUAGUGUGAAUAAAGUUCUGCAAGCUAGUUUGUAUGCAAUAUUUUAUUGCUUGAAAUAUUAUAUUAAAAUUCCUCAAAAGGAAAUAAAAGUUAAUUCAACAAGAACUUUAAAAGGAUCGUAAUAGGUUUGUAGUGUUUUUCCACUGGAAUAUGGUCUAAAAUACUUGACCUUGUAAAGUCUGAGAAGUUAUAUAUUUUAGGUAAUAUGUUAGAACUCACACACUAUAUUAUGAAUACUUUCUAGUGUAACUAUAUACCAUUCUCGAACUUCAAGAUAUUUUAUAGAUGGAUUAAUUUUCUUCACUGGAAUGACAAUUGUGAUUGUUUCUCUAUUUGAGUUAAAAAGUAUCCAAGUACUACAUCUCAGCAGCUAAACAACAGUUUUGUCUAUGUUUUCUUGCUUCACAGUCCUUGUUUCGAGUUAUUUUCAUGUAAGAUAAAAAGAAAUUAAAAUUUUUUAAAUUAUUUUUAUUCAAAUCAAGUAUAUGUAAGAGAAAAACAAUAAAGUCCUAAUGUUUUUCCCAAUAAUAAACAGUUGCUGCUU
Gymnogyps californianus (California condor) is the source of this 3606-nucleotide messenger RNA. RefSeq names its product transmembrane protein 135 (gene TMEM135). The record is from RefSeq and is a predicted model, not a curated record. The coding region runs from base 1 to 1377 and encodes 458 amino acids. NCBI's taxonomy places the organism in Eukaryota, Metazoa, Chordata, Aves, Accipitriformes, Cathartidae. The transcript has 15 exons.